Molecule: messenger RNA, 1533 nt
Organism: Elgaria multicarinata webbii
Lineage: Eukaryota; Metazoa; Chordata; Lepidosauria; Squamata; Anguidae
Gene: CHRNG
Product: cholinergic receptor nicotinic gamma subunit
Biological process (GO): monoatomic ion transmembrane transport; nervous system process; signal transduction
Cellular component (GO): synapse; postsynaptic membrane; neuron projection
Molecular function (GO): acetylcholine-gated monoatomic cation-selective channel activity; transmembrane signaling receptor activity
Source: RefSeq, a predicted model, not a curated record
AUGGGUUGGCCGCGCUUGCUCCUCGCCUACAGCUUCCUCGCAGUGGUCUUCAGCAGGAACCAGGAGGAGAAGCUGCUCAAUGACCUGAUGGCCAACUACAACCGCAACUUCCGCCCGGUGAAGGACAAGGGGGACGUCAUUGAUGUUUCAGUCAAGCUCACCCUCACCAACCUCAUCUCGCUGAACGAACGGGAUGAGGAACUCACGACCAAUGUCUGGGUAGAGCAGAAAUGGUACGAUUACCGUCUGCAGUGGAACCCGGAUGACUAUGACAACAUCCGGCUUUUACGGAUCCCUUCCACCAUGGUGUGGCUGCCAGAUAUCGUCUUGGAGAACAAUAUCGACGGGGUGUUUGACGUCGCGAUGUAUGCGAACGUCUUGGCGUGGCCCAGCGGAAACAUUAGCUGGUUGCCACCUGCCAUCUACCGCAGCGUCUGCUCCAUUAUCGUCACCUACUUCCCCUUUGACUGGCAAAAUUGCUCCAUGGUGUUCCAGUCCCAGACCUACAAUGCCCAAGAAAUCAACCUGCUGUUGUUCGUUGAAGACAAACAGACAAUUGAAUGGAUCUUUAUUGACCCUGAGGCUUUCACAGAGAAUGGGGAAUGGGCAAUUAAGCACCGGCCUGCCAAGAAGAUCGUGAAUGCUGGACGUGUCUCACCGGAUGAUAUCGGGUACCAGCAGAUCACCGUUUUCCUCCUCAUCCAGAGGAAACCGCUCUUCUACAUAAUCAACAUCAUUAUCCCGUGCGUGCUCAUUUCCUCGGUUGCCGUGCUGGUGUACUUUCUGCCAGCUAAAGCUGGUGGUCAGAAGUGUACGGUUUCCAUCAAUGUCCUCCUAGCCCAGACUGUCUUCCUCUUCCUGAUUGCAAAAAAGGUCCCCGAAACGUCCCAGGCUGUGCCACUCAUUGGAAAGUACUUAACCUUCCUCCUAGUCAUCACCAUCGCCAUAGUCGUGAAUGCCGUCAUUGUUCUCAAUGUUUCCUUGCGGACCCCUAAUACCCACGCUAUGUCCGAGCGAGUCCGGCAGGUGUUCCUGCACCUGGUGCCACGUUACUUGGGCAUGCACACCCGGCGCAACGACGUGCCUGCCGGGAACCCAGUCGUCCGUCGACGGAGCUCGCUGGGGCUCAUGGCGAAAGCCGACGAGUACAUGCUCUUGAAGGCGCGGAGCGAGCUCCUCUUCGAGAGGCAGAGGGAGCGCGUUGGGCUGAUGAAGAUCUUCCUGGCCAGGAUAGGAGGAGGCUUAGAGAAUGGCUGUCCCCAGGACUUUUGCAACAGCCUGCGUCAUGCUGCUCCAGAGAUCCAGGCCUGUGUAGAUGCUUGCAACCACAUCACCAGAACUUUACAAGAGAAGAGUGACUUUGACAGUGAGAAUGAGGAGUGGAUCCUCGUGGGGAGAGUCAUCGACCGCAUCUGCUUCCUCAUCAUGGCCUCCGUCCUCGUUUUCGGAACCGUCGGCAUCUUCCUCAUGGCGCACUUCAAUCAGGCACCACCGGAGCCCUUUCCUGGAGAUCCCAAACUCUACUUGCCCUAG